Messenger RNA from Tarenaya hassleriana, 1478 nucleotides. RefSeq names its product ultraviolet-B receptor UVR8. Bases 33 to 1367 code for a protein of 444 amino acids. NCBI's taxonomy places the organism in Eukaryota, Viridiplantae, Streptophyta, Magnoliopsida, Brassicales, Cleomaceae. The record is from RefSeq and is a predicted model, not a curated record. The transcript is spliced from 6 exons.
GAGGUCGGACUUUUGAAACACCGGGGAAGCCAAUGGCGGCACUGAGCCACCGCAUGCGAAGCUUCAUCCGCCACUUCUCUUCCAACGGAGGCGGCGGAGCAACCAAAGUUCCCGUACUCUAUAGAAGCCCAGGUAUCGAAGAAUCAGAUGCUGCGACUCUGCAGCUCCUCUCGUGGGGCCGAGGCGGGUCUGGUCAGCUCGGCGGCGGAUUGGAGGAGAACCGCAUGUACCCCUCUCCGGUAUGCGAAAUUAUCCUCCGCUCUGAUCAGUUGUUUGCUCUCUCUCCGACGCCGGGUGGACUCGACGGUGACCCGCCGAGAGAUGGGUCAAGUCUUCGGAUCGGAAUCUCUUGUGGGUUGUUCCAUUCAGGUCUGAUCAUUGACGGGAGUCUUUGGAUUUGGGGCAAAGGCGACGGCGGUCGGCUAGGGUUCGGCCAUGAGAAUCCCGUGUUUGUGCCGAAUUUGAACCCACAUUUCGACGAGCACACCGUCCGCUGCAUCGCUCUGGGUGGCUUGCAUUCGGUCGCUUUGACCAACAAAGGCGAUGUCUUCACUUGGGGAUAUGGCGGCUUUGGUGCUCUCGGACACUCUGUUUACCACAGAGAACUUAUCCCCCAACGUGUAGAAGGGCCUUGGGGAUGCAAAAUCUCUCGCAUUGCAACCAGUGGAACACAUACUGCUGCUAUCACCGAGUCAGGAGAGCUAUACAUGUGGGGUAGAGAGGAAGGCGAUGGUAGAUUAGGCCUCGGGCCUGGCCGAGGACCGAAUGAAGGAGGCGGCCUUAGUAUCCCUUCGAAGGUCAAAGCUUUAACAGUUCCUGUAGCUGCUGUCUCAUGUGGCGGUUUCUUCACAAUGGCGCUGACACAAGAGGGACAGCUCUGGAACUGGGGAGCAAAUUCCAAUUACGAGCUCGGUCGCGAUGAUAAAGUGGGAGGUUGGCAACCGAAGCCCGUGCCCACGUUAGAAGGCAUCCGCAUUACCCAAAUCGCGUGUGGUGGAUAUCACUCUCUUGCCUUAACGGAGGAAGGUAGAGUACUUUCAUGGGGACACGGUGGUCACGGCCAAUUAGGUAACUCUUCUCUCGAAAACCAGAGAGUUCCUACCGAAAUCAAAGCAUUGGCCGACAAAAAAACCGUCUUCAUUGCCAGUGGAGGCUCCUCAUCUGCAGCUAUAACAGAAGAAGGGAAACUCUACAUGUGGGGAAACGCUAAAGAUUUCCAGUUGGGAGUUCCUGGACUUCCGGAGAUCCAAACUCACCCUGUCGAAGUCAACUUUCUAACUGGAGAAGACGACCUUCAACUGCACAACGUUCUCUCUGUCGCCAUUGGCGCAUCUCAUGCUAUGUGUUUGGUCUCAAGCUCAUUCUAACCACCGCCGUAUCAUUUCUCCGACAAUAACUGAGGUUUUUUCAUGUAAUGGUUAUGAAUUUUGGUCGAAAUUAUCAGAAGAGCCUUCAAAUCUAUGCAUGGGCUUUAGAUA